AUGCCCUCCAGCAUCGCAAACGACUGUGCCAUACCUGCAUGGAAGGAUCCCAAGUGCACGAUUCCAGCGAUAUAUCUCAACUCCAUAGACCAACCCGACGGGAGAGUCGUAGUGAACGUUGCCAAGGCUGAGAAUCUCAGGAAUCAUCAAGAGGAGGAGAUGAGUGUCGCCGCCAAGAUCUGUGUACGAAUGACCAAGACCGACUCGCAGCAAUUGCUUGAGAAGUACGAAUACGGUCUACAUCUAAUGUGGACCUCGUACUCAUUUCCGGACAAGACACCAAUCUGGGAAGAGAGAUCGAAGUUGUUUGAGGUCGACGACUGUAAGAGCGCAAGCCUUGUGGUUGCUCUCUUCACGAAGGAAGGGAAGGACCCAAAGGAUAGAUUCUUGGGAGAAGCGAUCAUCAGCUUGGACAAACUUGCUCAGUUCAACCUCCCGGUUCGCGACAAGUUUGUCUUGAAGCCUAGCGUCUUCUUGCCAGGCAUCGAAGUCUCAGGGACCGUGACACUGCAGGCACAGUGGUUUCCGCACGUGGAGGAGCAGAAGGUGGAGGCCAAGCCGAUCACCGUCUCGGUUAAGAGUCGAGAUAUGCACCCUUUUCAAGAGGACGUGAGGCAAAUCUCAUCUACUUCCCGAGCAGCAAAAGAUGGCGUCAAGGGCGGCAGACGAACUCUAAAGAUUCCAUCUAGAAACCACAAGAGCCCCGCACAUAGAGAACCGAACUCAUUCAUCAGCACCACAGCACUGAAACAGGCUGCUCCCGUUGGCCUUGUUAGACCACUUUACCUGGGUCCACUCGUUUCACCGGACAAGAACCAUCUUUGCAAGAGGCAAAUACCAGCAGAAAGAUGCUCCCCGCCACGGGAACAUCCGGUCGAAGACGGCUACAACAAGCUGAGCGCUGUUGGGUCAGGGUCAGGACAGCCGGGGGCUGAAGAGCAGACGUACGACAAGGGGCUUCGAACGUCGAGCUCAACUGUGGGAGAGUCGCGGGGGAUGACUUGGACUCCGAUGUCCUUGGACAUGUCAAGCUGUACAGGCAUCCCGCUGCAGGACAACACUGAAUGA
This is a messenger RNA of Guillardia theta CCMP2712, 1068 nucleotides long. RefSeq lists its product as hypothetical. The coding region runs from base 1 to 1068 and encodes 355 amino acids. The transcript has 11 exons. NCBI's taxonomy places the organism in Eukaryota, Cryptophyceae, Pyrenomonadales, Geminigeraceae. The record is from RefSeq and is a predicted model, not a curated record.